Molecule: messenger RNA, 1587 nt
Organism: Sphenostylis stenocarpa
Lineage: Eukaryota; Viridiplantae; Streptophyta; Magnoliopsida; Fabales; Fabaceae
Source: the annotation of a GenBank genome assembly
AUGGAAAUAAGUUAUCUAGUAGUGUUUUUCAUUCUGCUUCUUCCAAUCUCAUGCACAGCUUCUACCUUGGUAGAAAAGAAAUUCAAAGAAUGCUUGAUAACCCAACUUCAUGAAAAAUCUGAAUCCGUUGAGAAAAUAAUCUUCACCAAAUCAUCCUCCCAAUAUCCCCAAGUCUUGGAAGCAUUGGAACAAAAUCCUAGAUGGGUGAACUCCUCAAGGGAGCCUCUUCUCAUUCUAACACCUUUCCAUGAAUCAGAAAUUCAAGCAGCCAUCAGAUGCAGCACAGAACUUGGGUUGCAGCUCAGAGUCAGAAGUGGUGGCCAUGAUUAUGAAGGGCUAUCAUUCCUUAGUAAGGUCCCAUUUGUCAUGGUUGACCUCAUCAACAUCCGUUCCAUUGAAGUUAACCUUGCUGAUGAAACAGCUUGGGUUCAGGCUGGGGCAUCAUUAGGUGAACUUUACUACAAAAUUUCAAAAGCAAGUAAUCUGUAUGGAUUCCCUGCAGGAACCUGUCCAAGUAUAGGGAUAGGUGGGCAUAUCAGCGGAGGGGGGCAGGGUAUCACGUUGAGGAAGCAUGGCCUGGCAGCAGACCAUGUUGUUGAUGCUUACAUCAUAGAUGCAGAUGGGAAGAUCCAUGAUAGAAAAUCAAUGGGAGAAGAUGUUUUCUGGGCCAUUAGAGGAGGUAGCGCCACUAGUUUUGGAGUCAUCCUUGCAUGGAAGAUCAGGUUGGUCAGAGUUCCACCUAUUGUUACAGGGUUCAACGUCCACAGAACAGUGGAGGAAGGAGCCAAAAAUCUCAUUCACAGGUGGCAAUACAUUGCACAUGAAGUGCAUGAGGAUCUUGUCAUUAGAGUAUUUGCUCAAAAUAGUGGUGACAAGUCAAAAACAUUCAGAACAACCUUCAACUCUAUCUUCCUUGGAGGAAUAGACAGGUUGAUCCCAUUGAUGAAUAAGAGUUUCCCAGAAUUGGGUUUGCAGGCAAGAGACUGCACUGAAAUGAACUGGAUUCAAUCAGUGAUGUUCAUUGCUGGAUUCAACAUAGACGGCCCUCUAGAACUCUUGCUCAACAGAACUACAUCAUUCAAAAGCUCUUUCAAGGCCAAGUCUGACUUCGUAAAGGAGCCAAUACCAAAAUCUGGUCUAGAAGGAGCUUGGAAAAUGCUUCUAGAGGAAGAAACACCAGCUGGGCUGAUAUUCGAACCCUAUGGUGGUAGAAUGAAUGAAAUUUCAGAAUCUGAAACCCCUUUUCCCCACAGAAAAGGUAACUUGUACAACAUACAAUACUUGAUCAAUUGGGAAGGGAAUAGCAAGGAAGCAUCCAAGAGGUAUCUACACUGGGCUAAAAUGAUUUACAAAUACAUGACUCCGUAUGUCUCAAAAUCUCCACGAGCUGCCUAUUUCAACUAUAAGGAUCUCGAUUUAGGCAAAAACAAGCAUGACAACACAAGCUACUCAAAAGCUAGUAUUUGGGGCGAGAAGUACUUUAAGGGAAACUUUAGAAGAUUGGCACAAAUUAAGACGAAGUUUGACCCCCAGAAUUUUUUCAGGAAUGAACAAAGUAUUCCUCUCCUAAAUUCCCAUCCUUCUUAA